AUGGGAAGACACGCGAACCCCGACAUCCGUCGUGCGUAUGAAGAAUUUCAUGACAGCGACACGCCAAGCAAGUGUAAUAAAGUUCGUUGUCGUCACUGUGGCUAUGUUCGCGCAAAAAACACCACACGCCAGAUCGAGCAUCUACAAGAAUGUCAGAGCUACCUCCAGUCUCCAGAAGCGCUUGCGCACCUAGCAACGAUCAAUCCUACGAACAGCAAUGGCGGCACCGAAAUACCUACACGGCCUCCGGGCCCAGGCAUACUCAAUGGCACGCAUCCAAAUCCAAACCUUCACGUCAAUCGACGUGGACCAAACCAGAAUAAGCGCAAUCGCGAUUCCCUGAUGAUGCAAAGUGGUCUAUCACAACAGCACACGCAACCGUCGGCUGGUCCUCCGCAACCCUCUCCUUCCUUGACGAGUCACCUCCUCGCGUCCUACCAGUCGGAGUUCACAUCGGCCACGCAGCAGCCUUUCUUAUCCCAUGCUGGUUGCGGUACGCUCGCAGCUGCACCACUGAACCAGUGGCUUGUACAAGACGGACAUUAUGCACGUGGAUACAUACGCUUCAUCGGCCAGCUCCUCGCGAAGAUCAGACUUCCCCAGGUCCAAAACUCACAAUUCCAUCCAAUGUACCGUACCAUGGAUCUCCUCAUUUCGGCCUUGAAUAAUAUCAGACGAGAAAUGAGCUUCUUCGAGAUCACGGUAUCAAAAUACGGACUGCAGGUCACCGAUACCCCACCAAACCACAUCACAAGAGCAUACUUAGAUCUGUUUGUAAGCGCAAGCAGCUCCAGCGCUUCCUUGCUCGAGGGUAUGAUCGUCCUAUGGGGCACUGAACAUUGUUAUCGCACUGCAUGGAUGUACGCCGCGAAUUUCUCCCAUUCUCUCAGUACUCCCUCGACCGAAACACACGUUGUCGCCCUUCACCAGGCCUUCAUCCCCAAUUGGACGUCGCCCGCAUUCGCAAAGUUCGUAGAAGCCACGCGUGGACUCGCAGAUGAACUUGCCAAUGCGACAGUAUCGAAUGGUAAAGAAGAGAUGCUGCGGUGCGAGGAAGUGUUCAAGCAGAUUUGCUGGCUUGCGGAACGAUUUUGGCCCGAUGUUGAUGGAAUGGGUGAAGAAGAUGAAAGUGGACGGCUGGGAGCUGGCUUAGGAGGUGGAAUAGGCGGUCUUGGAAGCGCUGAUUCAGAAGAACAAGAUCAACCUGGCAACUAUGGGGCUCUAAAUGGGAUGACUGAUGAAGUGAAUGCAGAAUCAUAA
This is a messenger RNA of Pseudovirgaria hyperparasitica, 1260 nucleotides long. RefSeq names its product heme oxygenase-like protein. NCBI's taxonomy places the organism in Eukaryota, Fungi, Ascomycota, Dothideomycetes, Acrospermales, Acrospermaceae. Bases 1 to 1260 code for a protein of 419 amino acids. The transcript is spliced from 3 exons. The record is from RefSeq and is a predicted model, not a curated record.